CUAUGGCAGACUGUGCUGCCGUUGGAAAAUAAAAAUGAAAAUGGAGAGAGAGAGAGGGAAGCUAGUGUACAAGGUGUACAGAGCCUUGAGCUACGGUCUAUCACCGCUGCUACACCUCCACGUACGGUGGCGCAAAUUCCGAGGCCUCGAACACCCUCUCCGGUGGCCGGAGCGCCUCGGCCGCCCUUCUCUCCCUCGCCCUCCUGGCCCCCUGCUCUGGUUCCACGCCGUCUCCUUAGGUGAAGGAAUGGCUGCAAUUCCUGUGGUAAAAUGCUGCAUUGAGCGGAGGCCGGAUAUAAACAUCUUGAUGACAACAACAACUCUGUCUGCAUUUGAAGUAAUAAAGAAUCAGCUUCCAAGUGGUGUCUUAUAUCAGUUUGCCCCACUUGAUAUACCUGCUGCCAUGGAUGCUUUUCUUGGUCAUUGGAAGCCAAAUGCGAUCAUGCUAAUGGAGAGUGAACUUUGGCCAAAUCUGAUUAUGUGUGCCUCCAAAAAUGGUAUUGCAUUGGCAUUGUUAAAUGCUCGGAUGUCUACAAGAUCCUUUAAUGGUUGGUCUGGACCUCUAGUUCUUCCGCUGACUUCAUUAAUGCUGUCAAAAUUUUCCUUGAUUGCCCCAUUGAGCACUACGCAGGCAAUACGAUUCCAGCUGCUGCAAGCUCCCCCAUCUAUCAUUAACUUUUCUGGUGACUUGAAAUAUGUUGUAGAAGAAGCUUUAUUUGGUCAAAGCUUAUUUUGGGUGACUAUUCUUUCUCAUCCAGCAACAGAAGCAUUUGACUUGUCCAACAAAGACAAGAGAAGCAUUGAAAAUCUGCAGUUACAGCUUGCUCCUAGACGGGUUUGGAUGGCUUCUUCCAUACAUAGGGGUGAAGAAGAAGUAAUGCUAGGAGUUCACAAAUUGCUAAAGUUAGUGCAUCCUGAUGUUGUCACAAUUAUUGUACCUCGACAUCCACAACAUGGACAAGAGAUUGCUCUGGAAUUGCAGAAAGAGGGAGUGAGUGUAGCGCUAAGGUCUCGUGAUGACAAACUUAUGCCAGGAACAAAUAUAUAUGUGGUGGACACAUUAGGUGAACUAAGAGAUUUUUAUAAGUUAACUCCAAUAGCUGUAAUUGGAGGUUCUUUCUUGCCUGAUUUGACCGGCCAUAACAUUUCAGAAGCUGCUGCAGCUGGCUGUGCGGUUUUGACUGGUCAUCAUGUUGGACACUUUGCCCACAUGGUACAGGAAAUGCAGCGGUUAAAUCCUUUAUCAGUUCUGCAGGUUUCUGGAAAACUAGAGCUUGAAAAAGCUCUCUGUGAAUUCUUCAGUAACACAGCAGUGCUCGAAGCAAGGCGUGCAGCUGCAAGACAAGCAUUUCAUGCUUUGUCAAGUGGGAUUAUUGAAAACAUUUGGAAUAUAUUACAUUUCCAUGUUUUCAGAAAAGCUUUGAGUUAGAGGUGAAAGCUGGUGGCUACAGAAAAAGUAAAAGAACAGGUGAACAUGCUACUGCUAACUUGAUAGUCCAUCAGGAAGAGAACUAUGACAACCGCAGAUGAUAUAGUGAAACGGUAUUGCCUCAGCCACAACCUAUGCAGCUGUUGCUCUCUUAUGUUGGAAUUCUCAUAAAGCCAUACAGAAGUAGUUGAGUCCCCUCACGAGCUUAAAGCCAGCUUCUUUUCAGCAAAAUGGCAAGCGAUCACUAGGUAUAGCGAACAGAUCAUCCUUAUUUGAACAUGUCAUACUCUUUGUAUGCUUGGUCUGAGAAGCUUCCGGAAAACUGGAUGGUUCAGGUAAUCUGCACAUUAUAACAAACCUCCUGCCAGCUUCCCCGACUGUCACAGCUAGGCGAGGUGGAAGAAUGUCCCAGGGUGAUUUAUUCUCCCCAACACUUGCUAGUUUGCACCACACAUUCUUUCGAGCUUCGCACUGUUACAGAUGCGAUAUUAGAUUGCCCUGCUGGAGAAGCCAUGAAAAUGACGUUUUAGGUUUUUUUCUUCAGAUGUUGAGGGUGAACUUGGGCACAUUAGGCUGUGUUUGAAUCGUGAAUUUAAGUAGAGAUUUGUGAAAAGAAAAUAAAUGAGGGAAAUUAUUUCUUUUAUGACAGGGCCCACCAUUUGAUAUGUAUGAUCAUGAUUAUUUUAUAUAUGUUAGUUUUGUAAUUGAUUGUGUUUGUAAACUCUGUUGAUUUACAAAUGCUUGUUGAUAGGCCACCAAAUCACAUAGAAGGGGUUAACAAUUUGCUCAAAUUGUGCCCACUUCUGACUUGUAAAUAUAAAUGUUGAUGCCAAACCAAUGAGUCACCCACUUUUUCUUAUGUGAUCAAA
Camellia sinensis is the source of this 2298-nucleotide messenger RNA. It is a transcript of the gene KDTA, whose product is annotated as KDO transferase A. The record is from RefSeq and is a predicted model, not a curated record. Gene Ontology annotation, biological process: lipid A biosynthetic process. Gene Ontology annotation, molecular function: transferase activity. Lineage: Eukaryota; Viridiplantae; Streptophyta; Magnoliopsida; Ericales; Theaceae. Gene Ontology annotation, cellular component: plasma membrane.